CACAGAAAGAGACGAAAAGGGGGGAACCUGAGAGAGGUACCGUAUACGGGGAUCGAAGUUUUUCACACUUCGAAGCAAUGUGCUGGAAGCGGCGGCAAUUAUUUGUUUAAUGGCUAAAAGUAACGUUCGCUGUAUGACGUUUUUUGUUUAUGGGUGUUUUCAUUUUGUAGUGGCGUGACUGUAGCGACUGAAGGAGUUCAGGGGAAGGUCGUUGAAAAAGCUAUCCACGUUUUUUCUGCACGUAUCCAAAGGAGUUCCUGGGAUGUGUUCAUGUUUUUCUUCGUACGUUUUAAAAGGCGUUCUUGCUGUGAUACGGUGAAUAAGUGGAAUACUUGGAGGUGCAUGAACCACUCGAUCAGCGACCUGUGGAUUACAGCAAGCUAGCCAACUCUAUCUAGUUAGCUAGCUAACGUUAGCUAGCUAGGUUCUUGGGUCGAUAGAAAUUUGGCGAAAUAACUGGGUUUUUGGAAGAAAGAGGACACAUAUAUUUCGACAUUACCAAGCAUUUAUCUUAAAUAAUUGCUUUAUUAUACGAAAAUACUGUCUCUGAGUGUUUUACCAAACGCACAUAGUUAAUUACAUGGAAUUUCAACAUUGGAACCUCGUUUAUCGUGGAAUGAGCCCGUAGCUAGUUUCCCAACUGGUACCUCCUUACUAGUUCAGCUAGCAGUGUGGCAUUUAUUUUUCUCCAAUCGGAAGACUUUUGUAUAAAACAGAUGAAAGUGAACUAUCCCAUACAAUUGUGGAAAAUGAAGCUUUUUAUUCGCACAUGUGUCACCAGAAGCCAAGAUCACGUUAUUUAGUGGUCAUUUGUUUCAAGGAUAAUCCGAAAUCACCAAAGUUAGCUGAGAAGAUAUUAAGAUACCGUUACAACCAAAUUGGACCCCCCGGCCCCUUUUUAGGGGGGCUAACUGGACUAGUUCUCGUCUCUUUUUGAAUACUUGUUUGUGUUGCAUUUCUUAGAAACACAUUUUAAACGAACUUUGGAUAUCUUCAAAACAACCCCCACGUUUUUGGAUACACAACAAAAUAAGAACACAAUCGAAGUCACAAUGCGGCUUGGGACCUCAGCGGUUGUUUUGGUUACUUUUACCUACAUUGUAUGCCAGUGUGGGCUAACAAAUGGAGAAAUCUGUCAGAGUAAGGACAUCCGUAACAACGUGACCAACCUGCAGUUGUUAGAGAACUGCACAGUGAUCGAGGGCCACCUGAAGAUCAUCCUCAUGUUCAAGACCAAGCCCGAGGACUUCCGCGGCCUCAGCUACCCGAAGCUGACCGUGGUCACCGACUACCUCCUCCUGUUCAGGGUCUACGGUCUAGAAUCCCUCAGUGACCUGUUCCCCAACCUGACGGUGAUCCGAGGCAACAACCUGUUCUUCAACUACGCCCUGGUUCUGUUUGAGAUGGUGGACCUGAAGGAGCUGGGGCUACACAGCCUGACAAACAUCACUAGAGGAGCCGUGAGGUUGGAGAAGAACCCGGACCUCUGCUACCUCUCCACCCUGGACUGGUCCAAGAUCCUGGAUACGGUGGAGGACAACUACAUUGUGUCCAAUAAGAACAGCCAGGAGUGUGGGGACGUGUGUCCUGGCUCGGCCCAGGGGAAGACCACCUGCCCCCAGACCACCAUCAACGGACAAUUUGGAGAGCGCUGCUGGACUCAGAACCACUGCCAGAGAAUGUGUCCCUCCACCUGUAAGCAUCGGGCCUGUACCCGACAUGGCCACUGCUGCCACGACCAGUGCCUGGGAGGCUGCUCGGAGUCAGGCAACGCCAGCCGCUGUGUGGCCUGCCAGAACCUCCAGCACCAGGACACCUGCGUGGACCGCUGUCCACAGGGAUACUACACCUUCAAGGGCUGGCGCUGCGUCUCUCUCUCCUUCUGCCAGGACCUCCACAACCAGUGCAAGAACGGAAAGGGCAACGACUGCCACGAGUACGUCAUCCACAACGGAGCCUGCAUCCCAGAGUGCCCGUCAGGAUAUACCACUAUCAACUCUACUACGUUGAACUGUACUCCGUGCGCGGGCCUGUGUCCUAAGAUGUGUGCGGGGGUGAAGACAGUAGACUCUGUGACAGCAGCCCAGGCUCUGAGAGGAUGCACCGUGCUCAACGGCAGCCUGGUCAUCAAGAUCCGAGGAGGAAACAACAUAGCAGCAGAGCUGGAGGCUAACCUGGGUCAACUAGAGGAGAUAACAGGCAACCUGACCAUCAAGAGAGCCUACGCCCUCGUCUCUCUCUCCUUCCUCCGCAAGCUACGCGUCAUCCGGGGAGAGACGCUGACCCAAGACGGGAACUACUCGUUCUACGCCUUGGACAACCAGAACCUGCGUCAGCUGUGGGACUGGAACAAACAUAACCUGACUAUCCUCCAGGGGCGCAUGUUCUUCCUUCACAACUCCAAGCUGUGCAUGUCUGAGAUCCGCAAGAUGGAGGAGGUGACAGGCACUAAGGAGAGAGAAAUCAAGAAUGAAAUCGGCAGGACCAAUGGAGACCAGGCCUCCUGUGAGACCCAGAUCCUGAAUUUCACCACGGUGCGCACACAGUCGGACAAGAUCCUCAUCAAGUGGGAACCCUUCUGGCCAUCAGACUUUAGAGACCUGCUGGGCUUCAUGGUCCUCUACAAAGAGGCGCCUUAUAAGAACGUGACAGAGUUUGAUGGCCAGGACGCGUGCGGCUCAAACAGCUGGGUGAUAGCUGACGUAGACCCUCCACCACGGGCCACGGAGGGGAAGGAGCAGGUGGAGCCUGGCUUCCUCAUCCAUCCUAUGAAGCCCUGGACCCAGUACGCCAUCAUGGUCAAGACCCAGCUCUCCGCCUCAGACGAACACCAGACCCAUGGGGCCAAGAGCAAGAUCAUCUACGUCCGCACCAACGCCACCAAGCCGUCAGUGCCGCUGGACCCCAUCUCCUCGUCCAACUCGUCCUCUCAGAUCAUCCUGAAGUGGAAGCCCCCCACGGACCCCAACGGGAACAUCACUCACUACCUGGUGUACUGUCAGCAGCAGCCCGAGGACAGCGACCUCUACAAGUUUGACUACUGUCAGAAAGGAAUGAAGCUGCCGUCGCGGGCACCCACCCACCUGGACACUGAAGAGGAGCAUAAAUGGAACCAAACAGACGAGCCUGGGCCAGGGUCAGGAAGCCGCUGCUGCUCCUGCCCCAAAACAGAGACCCAGCUCAAAAAGGAGGCUGAUGAGUCUGAGUACCGCAAGACCUUCGAGAACUACAUCCACAACGAAGUGUUUGAACCCAGAACAACACCUGCUGUAAGCAACUCCUCUGAUAAUAGACCGUCUCGUCGGCGUCGCUCAGUGGGUGUGGCCAACGCCACCCUGCCCCGCUUCCUGACCACUCCCCCCACCCUGCCCAACGCGUCGACCACGCCCAGCCCAGAGGGCGAGGGGGCGGAGGGCUCCAAGGUGACACUGGUGGUGUUCGCCAAGGAGUCGACGGUCAUCUCCAACCUGCGCCACUUCACCAGCUACCAGAUAGAGAUCCAUGCCUGCAACCACCCCACUGACCCCCAGCGCUGCAGCAUGGCCACUUUCGUCAGCGCGCGCACCCUGCCCGAGGAGAAAGCUGAUGACAUUGUGGGCCAGGUGAGCCAUGAGAUGGUGUUGGAGCACCCAGACUCUGUCCACAUCAAGUGGCUGGAGCCCAAAGCCCCCAACGGCAUGAUCAUCCUGUACGAGAUCAACUACAGGAGGAUAGGAGACCCAGAGGAGCUGCAUCACUGCGUGUCCAGGAAGACCUACGCCCAGAUCGGAGGCUGCAGGCUGCGAGUGGUGCAUCCUGGGAACUACACUGUGAAGAUCCGUGCCACCUCGCUGGCAGGAAAUGGCUCCUGGACUAAACCCACCUUCUUCUUCAUGCCCGACAAGGACAACAGUUCACUGAGCAUCAUCAUUGGUCCAAUCAUCUGCUUCAUCCUGCUGCUCUUCGUGGGGGGCGGAGUCUUCAUGGUCUAUAAGAAGAAGCAAACUGAGGGACCCACUGGACCUCUGAUCGCCUCGUCCAACCCGGAGUACCUGAGCGCUAGCGACGUGUACGUACCGGAUGACUGGGAGGUGGCGAGGGAGAAGAUCAACAUCCUGAAGGAGCUGGGUCAGGGCUCGUUUGGCAUGGUCUACGAGGGCAUCGCCAAGGACAUCGUGAAGGGCGAGCCGGACACGCGCGUGGCGGUAAAGACGGUCAACGAGUCGGCCAGUCUGAGAGAGAGGAUAGAGUUCCUCAACGAAGCCUCCGUCAUGAAGGCCUUCAGCUGUCACCACGUGGUGCGUCUGCUGGGCGUGGUGUCUAAGGGCCAACCCACUCUGGUGGUGAUGGAGCUGAUGACCCACGGAGAUCUGAAGAGCUUCCUGCGGGCCCUCCGCCCAGACUCCGAGAGUAACCCCACAGGGAAGCCCCCUCCCACACUGAAGGAGAUGAUCCAGAUGUCAGGGGAGAUAGCAGACGGCAUGGCCUACCUCAACGCCAAGAAGUUUGUCCACAGAGAUCUAGCCGCCAGGAACUGCAUGGUGGCUGAGGACAACACUGUCAAGAUCGGAGACUUUGGUAUGACCAGAGACAUCUAUGAGACAGACUACUACCGUAAAGGAGGGAAGGGUCUGCUUCCUGUCAGGUGGAUGGCUCCUGAGUCGCUCAAGGACGGAGUGUUCACUGCUCAUUCGGACUGCUGGUCGUUUGGCGUGGUGUUGUGGGAGGUCAGUACCCUGGCAGAGCAGCCGUACCAGGGCCUGUCCAAUGAACAGGUCCUCAAAUUCGUCAUGGACGGAGGAUACCUAGACAGACCAGAGAACUGUGAACAGAGGAUCCACAACCUGAUGUCUAUGUGCUGGCAGUACAACCCCAAGAUGCGUCCCACCUUCCAGGAAAUCAUUGAGAUGUUGAAGGAGGACCUUCACCCCAGCUUCCAGGAGGUGUCCUUCUUCUACAGCGAGGAGAACAAGCUCCCAGAGACAGAGGAGUUUGACUUGGACCUGGAGAACAUGGAGAGCAUCCCGCUGGACCCGUCGUCCUACUCCGAGAGAGAGGACAGAGACAGUCUUCCCAGAGACGAGGGACCCAGUCAGGGCCUGAGGGGCAACUACGAGGAGCACGUGCCCUACACACACAUGAACGGUGGCAAGAAAAACGGACGAAUCUUAUCGUUGCCCAGAUCCAGCCCUUCCUAACAUUUCCUCCUCUUUUCAACCCCUUUGUUCUAUCGUUUUCUAAUUUUUAUUUUUUUUAAUUUUAUUACUCUUUCAGAAGCCCUUCAAAAAACCAGAUCUCAGGACCUUUAUUAUAUUUCCUCCUCACAGCUGCCAAGCAUGGCGGCACAGGAUGCAAACGUUUUGGUACAUGUUGAGACAUUUUAGCAUCUAUCCAGAAUCAUCUACUACAACUUUCUACUGUCUUUAUUUAGUUUUCACUAUUGCCAAGUUUCCAGGACUGGUCGAUGGAGAGAAAAACAGCUUAAACAACCAGAAGGCUGCUUAUGAUCCAAACCUCUUUCUUUCUCUCUCUCUCUCUCUCUCUCUCCCCCCUCCUCCCCAGGCUGUCCCGUCUCUCCUCCAUUCUCCUGUUUUGUUUUUCAAAUGAAAACGUUUUUCGGAUAGUGGCCUUUUUAUAUGUGGCCUAUAAACAAAGAGAAGUGUAUCAAUGCUUGUAUUCUUUUCCUUUGAACAAUGACUACACAGUUUGGAACCGUGGGAUGGCACAGACUCUCUCCUAGAACAAAUGUCUAUUCCCAGAGGAAAAAGGCAAUUUUUUCUGCAGAAUACCAAACUUCACAGAUUAUUGUGGUGUUUGGUGAAUAGUUGUAAUUUAUUAGCUUUUGUUUUUGUCUCAUCUCUUUUUAAGUUUUAUUUCUGUGUCCUCGCAUUAUGGCUGAAGGAUAUUUAAACAGUUAAAGUUGGACAAAAAAGUUCCUCCGACUGACCAAUAGCUGCUGCUUUGAUAUAUUUUAGUGGGUAUAGAAUAUAUAUAGAAUAUAUAUAGUAUAUAUGGAAUAUUGGUUUUUAUAUCAAUAUUUUAUAUAUGAUAUAUACGAUAUUUAUGUUCUUGUAAAUAGUUCAUGUUUGUAAUGUUUUCAUCUGAGGCUUUGCUGGUAAGAUCUUUUUUUUUGUCAAUCUCUUUUAUUAUUUUGUAAUGUUUCUUACCCUGGAAAUGACACUAAUAGAUCAUCAAUGCUCUGUGCCUCAGACCUCCACACAUGGUUUUACUUCUCUGUCAAACCCUCAGGAGAACCCUGUUCUCCUCGGCAUCAAAGGGCAGCCCACCAUUUUAGAAAAAUCAUGGCAUCUUUCAAAUGUUGUUCUUCUGUCAGUGGAAGAGUUUGGGUGGUAACUAUGCUAAAACUGAAAUGGGAAUGAAUGGCUUCUUGUUGUCCUGUCUGGUGCAUCUUUGGUCCGAUGGAACCAUGGUCUAGACGUCGUGUUAUCUGUUGUUGAACAUUGAUGUGAUUAUAUUCAUGUGUGUAUCUAUGGUUGAUCAUUAGCAAUCUGUUGAUUGGUUGGUAUUAUCAGUGGGGCUAGAGACGUGACGUCUGCUUGCUUGGACAGACGGCUUGUCCUGAGGAUUGUACUUCACUGUCUUGUUCCGUUGGUAGUGGUGUUUAUAGGGUCAGAGGUCAGAGGACACUGAUUUAUUGAUCUAUAUCUCCUCCAAGCUGACUGGAGAUCGGGUCAGAAGCCCAUAUAGGUGGAUGUAUUGCAGGAACCCAUAGCAUCAGUGCUUGGAUAGAGAUCCCCUGCGGUACUUUAUACGAGUGGCUACCUAGCAUCAGCUCUACUCCAUCACAACCCUGUGUCCUCAUACGACUAGGUUUCUUCUGACCCUACCUCCACCCUUCACCCCCCGUCCUCACAUAACAACAGACAGUCUGACAGUCCAUUGGCUGUACUGCUCGCUGACACAGGAAGGAGGUCACAAUCAGGCUGCUGGUGGAAUUUUCCAUGUUACUGUGGUUGAAUGCUUUUGAUUUGGAACGUUCUGGAAAGUUCCUAUUGAGUUCAGAGGCUACAGCGGGCGGCGGCAGCAGAGGGGGGAGAGCGAGGGAGCAGUUAGAUGGUGUAUGUGUCUGGGUUAGCGGAGCGAGGUGGUG
Molecule: messenger RNA, 7090 nt
Organism: Coregonus clupeaformis (lake whitefish)
Lineage: Eukaryota; Metazoa; Chordata; Actinopteri; Salmoniformes; Salmonidae
Product: insulin receptor-like
Exons: 21
Coding region: 1053-5177 (1374 amino acids)
Biological process (GO): positive regulation of MAPK cascade; cell surface receptor protein tyrosine kinase signaling pathway; positive regulation of phosphatidylinositol 3-kinase/protein kinase B signal transduction
Cellular component (GO): insulin receptor complex; axon; membrane
Molecular function (GO): ATP binding; insulin receptor activity; phosphatidylinositol 3-kinase binding
Source: RefSeq, a predicted model, not a curated record